CUACCACUAGAUGGAAGCAGAAGAGCCUCAUACCACCAUGGAUGCAGAGGAGCACCCUUCUUCAAAGGACCCCUCUGCUGAGGACUCACAGCAGCCCCCUAUCCCUGACACCCCCUUGGAGCCUUCCAUCUCUGAGACUCCUUUAGAGUCCCCCACCUCUGAAUCUCAGAUGAUGCCACCCACUUCCCAUACUGAGUUAGAGACCUCCACCUCUGAGAACCCCUUGGAGCCUUCCGUCUCUGAGACUCCUUUAGAGUCCCCCACCUCUGAAUCUCAGGUGAUGCCACCCACUUCCCAGACCCCUUUAGAGACCUACACCUCUGAAACCCUUUUGGAGCCUUCCAUCUCCAAGGCCUCUUUAGAACACUCUAUCUCUAAGGUCCCAGAGGACCUUACUUUAUAUAACUCAUCACCAGACCAUGUCUCUGAUGCUCUGAAGAAAGGCCUCUCCUCUGAGAUCUCAUGGCCAGGAAGUUCCACACAAAUCCAUGAAUCUGAGAUCCUUCCAGAGUAUUCCCUUUUAGGCCCUUCAGCCAAGGUCCACCUGGACACAUUUGCAGAGGAAAGGAAAGAGGAAGGAGAGGACAAGGAGGGGGAGGAUGCCACUGUCAGCACCACUCACACAGCUCAGCCUGGACGUCAUCUGGGUGAUACAGCCAGUCCAGUGGUCCUUGCGAAGCAGGCAGAGCUGGUGGAAGUGCCUGAGGCAAUGCAAAGAGAAAAGUUUGGUGCUCAUGUGAACAACCCUUACCAAUGGGAGAAGAAUGCAGCCCUGAAGGCCACCCAGACAGGUCUCUACAUUGGCUGGCGUUGCCCCCACUAUCUAUGGGACUGUUUCCGAAUUGGAGAUGAAUCCAAGUGCUUUUGUGGACACUUGUUGAGAGAGCACCGGAUCACAUCAGACAUAUCCGUGCCUUGCAAUGUGAAUCAGUGCCGCUGCCUCAUGUUCUGCUUUAUACCAUCAAGCCCAGAGGAGGUGGGUGAGUUCUGGCUCAAGAGGCGGGCCACCUUUGACCCCAAGGCCUGGAGAGCCCAAUGUCGCUGCAAACACAGCCAUGAAGACCAUGCAGCUACCGGGUGCCAUCCCUGCAGGGUCAAAGGCUGUUGCUGCUACUGCUUUGAGUCAAAUUUCCUCUGUGCAGCCUGUGACCGGCGUUGGGAGGAACACGAGACUUUCUUUGAGACUGAGGAGACCCGGCGACGAGGAGGGAGGCCUCGCGGGACAGACACUGUCAACAGCUGGCACAGGCCUGUGUGAGCUUGGUCCAAAUCAGCAAUAAAAGAGAAGACACUGGA
This is a messenger RNA of Myotis daubentonii (Daubenton's bat), 1296 nucleotides long. It is a transcript of the gene FAM221B, whose product is annotated as family with sequence similarity 221 member B. NCBI's taxonomy places the organism in Eukaryota, Metazoa, Chordata, Mammalia, Chiroptera, Vespertilionidae. Bases 11 to 1258 code for a protein of 415 amino acids. The record is from RefSeq and is a predicted model, not a curated record. The transcript is spliced from 6 exons.